Molecule: messenger RNA, 2620 nt
Organism: Phoenix dactylifera (date palm)
Lineage: Eukaryota; Viridiplantae; Streptophyta; Magnoliopsida; Arecales; Arecaceae
Gene: PQL3
Product: PsbQ-like 3
Biological process (GO): photosynthesis; photosynthetic electron transport chain
Cellular component (GO): chloroplast; extrinsic component of membrane; photosystem II oxygen evolving complex
Molecular function (GO): calcium ion binding
Source: RefSeq, a predicted model, not a curated record
CAAGUGGCCUUGCUGAAAGAAUGCAACAUUAAGGGAUAUCUUGAGUGACACGUGGCAAGUACUGCACGCGUUACAUCUCCCUGUUGUCCAUAACUAUGUCAGUGGAAAUAUCUUAUCCAAAUAGACUUGGAUGAACAUAACUCUGCAGCCACUAAAAAAUCUCGCAAAUAAGGAUGGCAUCUCCGAUGGCAUUGCGGCUCUUCUCCCCAAACUUACCUUGUCCUCAAUGGAGGUGCUCCAAAGCAGGCCACAUUACCCAAAGCCUCGAGAGGCAACUCACCAGAAGAAGAUUAACAGCAGCAGCAGCUCUCGCAACAGCUUUCCUAGUUAAGGAAGCCUUCUCAAAUUUGAACAAUGCGUCAUCUUUGGAAUUUAGAUUUACAGUUCCAGACCAGACACUGGAGGAGGCUGAUGCUGGGGUAAAGGUCCAUGCACGGGACCUCCUGCAAAUAAAAGAUUUUAUAGAUUCAAAGUCAUGGAAGGAAGCACAGCUUGCACUCAGGGAGAGAUCUUCAUUUCUCAAACAAGACCUUUACACCAUCAUUCAAGCGAAACCAGGAAGCCAAAGGCUGCAGCUAAGAAAGCUCUACUCCAUUCUCUUUAACAAUGUUUCUAGGCUGGAUUAUGCAGCGAGAGACAAGGAUGAGAAUGUAGCGCGAGAAUGCUAUAACAAUAUUGUUGCCACUCUAGAUGAGAUUUUUGCGAUUAUCUAACAACUUCAAUGCUUUGAGUUUAGUCAAAAAAAGAAAUGGUGGAAAAACUAAAAGCAUGAUGGCAGUUAAUAAUGCAAGAUCCAGUUAAUCUCAUAUGACAACCACAAUCCUAUUAUUUUAUGAAACUGCAGCAAGAUUUCAAGCAGAAAUAACUAGCUGCAUGACAAAUAAUUCAUUCACAGAUGAUGAGCAGCUUGGUUCUUUUUCUUUCCACAUAUAGGUUUGGGUUAAUACGGUAUGAAGAUUGAUUCAUAUCUGCCACUAAAUCUUUGUCCAUUUUGAAUGCUGAAUGGACAUGACGAUGAAGCAAAAAGAAUGACUUAUAUGCAAGCACCUAGAAAUGUUAUCGUUCCAGAAGUUCCCUCUUGAAUGAAGCAUAUACAUGGUGACUCUACAGCAGAAGCUCAAAAUGUGCAGUGUCAGGUCAAACUCAGCCCAGGAAAUGGAUUACUUCCGGAUGCUUGAUGCUCCUCAGAUAUUCCAAGAUAGGAACUUUACAGAUUGCUCUUGAUAGUCUUUGCAGUGGAGACAGCUCUGACCAUUUCCAUGCAUUUACAGAAGAAGAUUUUGUAAUUACAUAGAACUGAUUGCACCUCAUCUCACAGUCAGUUACCCGCAGUUUGGUUGUUCCUUCAAGUUACCUGCUGCAUAAACCUUCACAAAGAAUACAAUGGCAGGGAUAAAACAGAGUACUGUCAGUGCUUCAGAAAAAUGAUCACUGGGUAUUUGUAGCAAAUCAGGAUUUUGACCAUGUGUCUUUAUUUCGAGAUUGUAGCUAUAUAGAAAUCCAGAGACUAAUUGAUAUAAUAUUACGGACUUCCACAUUCUAGAAUAAGCAUGUUCAUAAAAACUUCCAUACAAAGAACACUAUAUUCCAGAAUAAGCUUAGUGAAGAUUUUACUUCAGAUUCACCUAAAAUUUUAAGGCUGGAUAAGAAAGCAAUACAUUUGGUUUCAAAACGCACAGACAUGGAUAACAGAUUAUUAAGGGGCUGUUUCGAUGCCUAGAUAAGUUAUUCGUUGGAUAAAUCCAAUUUAGAUCAACAGUGAAGGAAGUGAUACUUGCAUGGAGUGAGGAAAUUCUGCUCAACAAUGGCAGUAAGGAAGCACACAAUCCUGAAAAAAUGGAAAUGUUAACUUCCGGUGAAAAGGUGAUUUACAGUAUCCUGUUUUUUAGGGACUAUUUAUUCUAUAGUUUUCCCAAUUAGGAAAACUCUUCACGUCCCCGUAUCAAACUCUUUGCUUCCCAUAGUAUACAACCCUUCUAUUGUGGGCUAAAUUUUCUCAAAUUCAAGGAAUAACCUAAUUGAACAUGCAAACAGGGCCCAUUUACCAAUCUGUAGCUGUUGCGGACAGAAAGACAUCACAUUUGAUUUCAUAUGAUUUAGUUUACAUCAAACAUACUAUUUUGGAGACCCUUUAGGAUAACAAACACACAGUAACAAAAGUGCAUCAAGUUUAAAUUGUUAGGGGCUGAUAGCACAACAGGGUAAGGGAGGCAUAGACUGAAGAAUGAUAUGAUUUUAUUUUCUAGACUGCAGCUAAUAGCUGUAUAAAAAAGUCCAAUAUCGGUAUAUUUCUUUUCUUUUUUUUAGAAGAGAAAUCAUCCCAGACAAAAUCAAAAGAAUUUUUGCUUUUCUUUCCCUUCAACACAGCUUACUCAUAAGUGGAUUGUGUGAAUGUGUUUGUGUUUGUGUUUGCUGUGUCGGUACGGUACGAGACGAUUAUAGUACCACGAGAAUGUGAAUGAAUUUAUUUGGGUGUUAAUUGUUUGAAGAUUUCCCUGACACCUCUUUAUGAGAGUUGUCCUCUAGGAGCAAUAGACAUGUAAAGAUCUAGAAACAGAUGUAGUGUCAUCAAGGAGCAAUAGUACACGUACCUUGACGGUUCCGCUUCAUACUAAAAUCA